GAUCCAAUUUUUUCUCCUCCCUCAACCUACACACAUUAAAAAAAAAACCUAGCAGUAUACCCGAUUAGGGUUUCUUGCUUCUGUUCGCCGGACCAGGCAGUCGCCGUCCACCGCCUUCCUUCGUCAGCCAUGGCACCACUGUCAACCGAUCCCAUGGAUCGUCUUCCUACUGGUCUCAAGUUAUUUGUCCGGAAUCUCCAAUCUCUUACACCGGCAAAACUUGAUGACACAAACUAUCCUUCCUGGUCUGCUACGGUGCGUGCGAAUCUCAUGGCUCAUCGUUUGCUUGGGUACGUCGAUGGCACCGAACCAAAACCUCCCUCUAUGAUAUUGGAUGAAAAAGCCGCCGCUCCUGCUAAGGAUGAACCUCCGAUCCUUAAGCCUAAUCCUGCUCAUGAGACUUGGCUGGUUGUGGACGCUCAACUCCGGGCAUGUCUUCUGGCUAUCAAUAUUCGGACCAAUAUUGGAUCUGUGACCUUCAAUCAAGUCUCUGCCUGGUUGCUUUCGGAGGAAUUAAAUGUUUCCCUUGAGAAAAAAUUACAAAUUGGUGACACUGCCUCUUCUUCCUCGUCGGACAUCCACACAGCUCUAUUCACCCAAGCUGGCCGAGGAACAUAUCGGGGCAGAGGUCGUGGCGGGUACCGCGGCAGGGGCGGCCCGCCUCGUGGUGGUGACUUCGGCGGCAGAGGAGGUCGUGCGCCACAGCAGCCUCAACGAAAUCUCGGCGGCAGGUCUGGCUCUCGUGAUCGGGUCAUCUGUCAGUUGUGUGGCAAGUCUGGCCAUACGGUUUGGAAUUGCUGGCAUCGCUUUGAUGAAUCAUAUUCAGGACCACCACAGGCUUAUCAUGUGAAUCAAUCUGCUAAACCAAGUCAGAACUGGCAUCUGGACACUGGCGCAAAUGCCCACGUGACCUCUGAUCUCUCACGGCUUCAGUACUCUACUCCGUAUCAUGGCACUAAUUCCAUUACUGCUGCGGGAGGUAAUACCUUUCCUAUCGAACACACAGGCUCAGUUUACUAAAGAUAAUAAUUGCUCUCUUCUUAUUACCUCUAAGGGCUUUACGAUUCGGGACAAUUCCACCAACAAGGUACUCUACCAGGGCCCCUG
Cuscuta campestris is the source of this 1107-nucleotide messenger RNA. The record is from the annotation of a GenBank genome assembly. Lineage: Eukaryota; Viridiplantae; Streptophyta; Magnoliopsida; Solanales; Convolvulaceae.